AUGGGUAGGGGAGGGGCCCCCAAAAGAUGCAGGGAAGCUUUGGCUCAGCCUGAAGAGCCAGAGGCCUCACUAGGGGCCCCCAGAAGGAGGCGGAAAGAGUCCAAAAAUCGGGGCCUGGGGGCCCCCGAGGGUCAGGGGGCCCCCGAGGGUUUGGGGGCCCCCGAGGGUUCGGGGGCCCCCGAAGGUCUGGAGGCUCCCGAGGGUUUGGGGGCCCCCGAGGGUUUGGGGGCCCCCGAGGGUUUGGGAAACCCCGAAGGCCGGGGGGCCCCACAAAGAGCUGCAGGCGGCGGGGCAUGCGACGCAGACACAGAUGAGUGGGUUCCCAACGAAGCCUUUGAGCAGUCCCUCGAAUUCAUCCCCAAACAAAUACCCUUUGAGGGGGCCCCCCGCGUCUCGACCCUCAGCGUGGCUUUGCCGGCCUCUAUAGUGGCCAAUGCACAAUCUGCAGAGCUGAGGGCCGCCUUGGUGGGCUGCAUUGCCAGGUCUUUGACAGUGAUGGGUGUUGAUGAAGUUGUUGUCUAUGAAGACUGUGCGUCUGCAAUAGACCCAUCAACGGGUCGCUCUCCCUCUUUGGACUUCUUUGCUACGGGGGGCCCCCAGGGGCCUUGCGGGGGCCCCCAUGCUUCUCCAGAGCCCCAAGGGCCCCUUAGGCACCUGCUAGGGGGCCCCAUCCCGGGGCCUCUCCGGGCCCUGAGAAACCCCCUGGACGCGCCGCACCACCUGCGCCGCGAUGAAUGGCUUCCUUAUAGAGAAGGUGUUUCUUUAGAAAAGUCCCAAGGGGGGACCCUUGUGGAUUGUGGCCUUCUUUUUCCUGUUGCAUGUCAGCAGCAAAUCCCCGCGGGCACAAGGGUGACGCUGCGGCUGCACCCCUCGCUGCGCACUGCUGGCGACUUGAACCGGCUGCUGCCGUCUCAGCGCAAAUUGGUGUUGCGGGGAGAAGCAGUUUCUCCUCAAGAGCCUCCGACUCUGGCAGGGCUGUACUGGGGCUAUCAAGUUCGCGCUGCGAGUUCUCUGCGGGAGGUGUUUAGAGGCCACAAUCUGAGCAGCAGCAAAAAGAGCAGCAAAAGUCAAGAAGCAAAUAAUAAAAAUAAAGACAAAGACCUCAAGAGAGAAGGGCUUUAUGACUGCAUUGUGGGAACUUCUGAAAGGGGAGUCCCGCUGCAGCAAGCAGCCAUCAGCAUGCAGCACGGCAGCUACAGCCAUUUGCUGCUGGUCUUCGGGGGCCUCAGCGGCUUAGAGGCAGUUCUAAGGGACCCCCAAAGUGGCAUAGCAGCAGCAGCAGCUCGUGCUGCAGUUGGCUUCUGUGCUGCUGAGGGGCCCCCCUGCCCUGCUGGGGGGCCCCCCUCCUCGGACCUGCGGCGGGCCUGCAGGGCCCUGGGGCGCCAGGGGGCCCCCGGGGGCCCCCUGGGGCCCCUCAAAGAGGGUACUGAUGCAGCAGUACCCCCUGAAUGCCUUUUUGAUUCUUAUGUUAAUACUUGUCCCCUUCAGUCUUCGCGAACUAUAAGAACUGAAGAGGCGCUGCUGCUAACGCUUGCUGCGCUGCGGCACACAGGGGUGCAUUCAAGGGGGCCCCCUACACAGCAGCAGCAGCAGCAGCAGCAGCAGCAGGAGGAGGAGGAGCAGCAGCAGCAGCAGCAGCAGCAGCAGCAGCAGGAGGAGCAGCAGCAGCAGCAGCAGCAGCAGCAGAAAAAGCGAAGACCCCACUUGCCUCCCCUCUUGGCAGUCAUGGAGGAAGUCGAAAGACAAAAAGUGGGUGCACAUAUGAAAGAGAAGUAG
This is a messenger RNA of Eimeria necatrix, 1776 nucleotides long. RefSeq lists its product as hypothetical. NCBI's taxonomy places the organism in Eukaryota, Apicomplexa, Conoidasida, Eucoccidiorida, Eimeriidae. Bases 1 to 1776 code for a protein of 591 amino acids. The transcript is spliced from 10 exons. The record is from RefSeq and is a predicted model, not a curated record.